Molecule: messenger RNA, 279 nt
Organism: Heterotrigona itama
Lineage: Eukaryota; Metazoa; Arthropoda; Insecta; Hymenoptera; Apidae
Source: the annotation of a GenBank genome assembly
AUGUCAGUUCAAAUUCUCGACAAUUUCUCAUUGUCAUUGGCGCGGUUAUCCUCUUUUGUACAACACUAUACUAGCAAACCAAAGUCAAUGAAAAUCGAACCGCCGAGUCUUAAAAGUAACUUGAGCCUACAGUGUACAAGGGUGAGAGAAUGCGUUCGCAAACGGAGCUCCACCAGCAAGUUCGAGUCCUCGCCGCGACUGAACGACGACGAUUGGAUCAUAAGCAGUUCCACGCCACCCUUGUUCUCCUUCUCCGAGUCCGAGAUGGAUCAGUUGUAG